AUGAGAAAGAUAAAUAUAAUAUAUUGUCAUUUACCAUUAUUUCGGUCUUAACCGAAGACAGCAAAAAAACUGCAUAGUUAAUUAAAUACCUUACUGUUACUUGCUAUCAAAAUGAUUAAUAUCUCAUGUUUCAAAUCUCAAUUCCAUCUUAGUAUAUAAGGUGGUUUAAUUUAAAAAUACAUUUAUAAAAUUAAUUGUCUAUUCAAAUUUCCUUGUACUUAUUAUAUAUUACUCCUAUAUAUUAGUUUAUACACAUACUAUCAUAAUAUAUUACUACUUAAAUAUUUUUAUACUCUCAAUCGAGGUUUCUGUUUCUUCAAUACAUAAUUUACUCAUUUCAUUAACAAAAACUAUGCUUUAAAUUUAUUAGAAUGUUUGCAUCAAAAAAAGUAUAAAAAAGGCAUAUAAAAAUAAAAAUCGAUCAUUAAGCUAAGUAGUAAAAAUUAUUAUUUAUUUUUUUUCAUAGUUUUAUAAUAAUAUUUAAAUUUUGAAUUAUUUUUUAAAAAUUAUACGAAUUAUUUUUUAGUUUAUAUUUACAGGUUUAUUGAUUGA
This is a messenger RNA of Tetrahymena thermophila SB210, 552 nucleotides long. Its product is annotated as transmembrane protein, putative. The transcript has a single exon. NCBI's taxonomy places the organism in Eukaryota, Ciliophora, Oligohymenophorea, Hymenostomatida, Tetrahymenidae. The record is from RefSeq and is a predicted model, not a curated record.